UCCCAAUGUAUUGUUCUGUGUGAUAGGGAUAUGUACAGUGAUAUGCACAGACUGUUGAAUUGAAGCAGGGAAUGGCUACACUCCGAUGGCUAUGUGUUGUGUUAGCGGCCUCAGUACAGCGGGUCACUCCAACAGUAUAUUACAUGGACGACACAGGCACCGACUGUAACCCCGACAUGAAAGUCGUGAAUAGUGGGGCUUCCUUCGUGAAAGCGUGGCGUUGGUUGCCGCGUUACUUCUAUGGCCAAUGCACCAUGCAUUUUGUUACUAAUGCCAAGGAAUACAACGCUCUCCGCGUGACUUUCUUGAAUCUGACAAUACAAUCAGACGACGAUGUCGCUCUUACAUUUUACGACGCAAACAGCACAGAUGACUACGAGAAACAGUUGGCGUCCUUCACUUACAGCGACAGCCACAAAAUUCCCAAGUACAUACAAACUACUGGUAGAUAUCUGUCCGUGGCACUAAACAGGGUGUUCAAUUCCAUACAUUACAACUUUAAUGUGGAGAUUAAGCCAGUUUAUAUAAAACAUGAUUCUGGAGGCAAGUCCAGCGCGAUCGGUAUCGCUGUAGGCGCAGGCCUGGCAGCACUACUAGUGAUAAUAGUAGGAGUGACGGUUGGUGUCGUCUGCGUUUGUAAGAAGCAAAAGCAGCGCAAAGCCAAUAGUCUGAUAAACGACUCCAGUGGAAGCAGUACUAAAUCGGAUUACAAUUCUAUCAAUGAACCAAGGCACAUCCAGCAUUUCCCCAAAUGCGUUGAGCCACCGCCCGCAUUCGCCCCUGCCUUUGUCCCAAAUAUGCCCAACGCACCAGCGCUAGCACAUCAAGACCACGUUUAUCAGGAUAUGCAACAGCACGGCUACCAAGACUAUGGAGACCCCUAUCAACAGUACUCUGGUUAUUCGAGCAUGGAUUAUACGCAGGGCGGCGCUGCUGUGCAUCAGUCACAUUGGCCUUAUGAAAAGCCUCCAUUUGAUUCUCAGUCUACUGCCGCUCAGUAUUAUGGACAUCCGGAACACCAAGGUCAAUAUGAGCAUGUGCAAAGCAAUAAUGUGCCUCCGCCCUAUGGUGGCACGUUGUACCCAACAUUACAUGAUGUUCCUUCCGAAUAUUUACAUACCAUAAACCGCCGAUAAUUAUAAUGAAAGAAAACCAAGUUACCUAAAAAUUGUUUCAUCUGAGUGUUCUGCCUUGUGGUAAUAAAAUUCGAAGCACUAUGUACUGCUUCAAUAUAAAGCAACGUUGAUGGUCACUGAGUCCAAUGUUGUGUCUUGGCACUCAGACAGACAAAUACAUGUAUAUGCAUGUACACACAGUCUCAAGCUCGCUUAUCAGUGGCAAAAAAGCAUAGUUACGAAGAAUUUUCCUACUUUGCCCUCGCACACCUCACUAAAAAAGUGCACCAAACUUUAUUUUUUAUCAGCGAGUAUCGAUAGCUGUCUAAACUCUGUACAAAGUUAUGCACAGAACUACUCAGAGAAAUACUUGGGAAUAUCUAGUGCAAAAAUAUAUCUUUGGAGGG
Messenger RNA from Lingula anatina, 1522 nucleotides. RefSeq lists its product as uncharacterized. The record is from RefSeq and is a predicted model, not a curated record. NCBI's taxonomy places the organism in Eukaryota, Metazoa, Brachiopoda, Lingulata, Lingulida, Lingulidae.